Messenger RNA from Ciona intestinalis (vase tunicate), 3284 nucleotides. The record is from RefSeq and is a predicted model, not a curated record. NCBI's taxonomy places the organism in Eukaryota, Metazoa, Chordata, Ascidiacea, Phlebobranchia, Cionidae.
CUUAUAUACCAGCUUUACUUAAUAAAGGUUCUUUUGAAUUAAAGCAUUUUAUCCAUUUCUUAAAACAAUGUGUUUGGACUUGAGAGAACGCCAAAGGGAAAAAAGGCAGUGCAAUAUAUUCUAUAUAAUUCUCUACGCUGGUUUUAUUAUAGGGUUCUGUGAAAUGUAAAUGAGCUUGUAACCAGCCAAUUGAGCCAAUGUUUCUCUUUGUUUCUGUUCAAUAAAUAUUUUAUAUUUGUGACCGAGCAUUAAGAUUUAAUCUUUAGGUGUCUCUGGUGCUUCUAAACCUGUAUGCCAACUGUAAGUAAGGCUUGUAGGUAAAAAUAUUACAAAUUGUAGCGCCUAUUUUCUAUAUUUCCUGGUUGCGAUUUGAACAAUUGACAACACACUUUUAGAGUCGUGAGGCUACGAUUAAAUAAUUCUGUAAAUAGUUUUUAUUUACAACCAAAUGGCACGAGAAAAAUAUAAUAAUAACAAAAACAUUUCCUAUCUUAUCCCACCUUACUAUAUUCUAACUGUAAUGGGGCAUCUAGGUGUCAAAACUUACAAAAAAAUUGUUGAUAUUCUAAUUUUCCCUAUUGCUUCUGUUAUAGCUUAAUCUCAGCCAAUAAUAGCAUAAGGGGUAUUACAAAAAAUACUGUCUCUCUUUCGAAUGUUGUAGCAAAAAGUAGGAACGAAUGAUGGAAUAUAGAGCGGGACGAUUGAGGUUUAAUCACGCUUAGUCUAAAACAUACGUGCGAGAAAUUAAGAUUAAAAAUCAACGUUAGGCUGUUCUAUUUUAUUCGGCUUUAUACCAAAGCAUUACUCUAAUUAGGGAAAAGACACCAUUCGUGCGCUGUGAAAGCUAGCGUUAAAAUUUACAAUUCCGAUAGUCGAAGUUUGACAAAUUAAUAAUUAACGAACGUUUUUUGGAACGUGUUUUCAGUCUUUUUUAUUUUAUUAAACAACAAAAUUACAUCCACAUAUCAUCACGAUUCCAAAUGAGAGGUGCAAAGUGUUCAAAACACGAUUAGCAAAUAUGGGAUUUCGGUGCUAACAGUAUCCAAUCUUUAUACCCAACAGAAUUAUAUAUAAUUCUUUAGUGCAAACCUUUGAUAAAUGUUGUUAGGGGUUCGUGUGUAGACAGAUCGUUGACGUGGACGUCGCCACAUUGAUUGGGAGAGAAUUUGCAGCUUAAUUCUGUUAGGCUUAGUUCCAAGCUAUUACUGACUGAUUAGAAUUGAAAAUGGCUUUAAUAUUGUUGUAAAACUGCUUUUCGAUUGAUGAAAACAUAGCAGUCGUGUCUGUCAGAAUCCAUAAAGGCGUAAGAACAGUUUUAGGCGGGCCUAAAUAGCUACACUCGAUUUUUUCGUUAAGUUUGAAAUAUUACACGUUUCUUUAUAAGCAGCUUAGAGAAAAAGUCUCUGAAUCAAUAGAUAUAGUGAAGAGUUUUUACAAUGCUGUCAAUAAUGCCAUUUACUGUUUACUAGCGAAUAAGUGAACUGCCGAAGCAGCUCAUAUGUUUUUGGUCCCGUGGGGCUUCCUUUAUCUUAAGUGAGAGACUGUGUAACAUGGUAUAUUGGCGCAAGUAUUUUGUUUAAAUAUUCUAUCGAUUUUUUUCAUACGGAUUUAUUGUCGGUAAAAACGAAAUUUCAUCUUCGGUUGAACGCGCAGCAGGAUCGCUGUUACUUGGCUGUUUGUUGGUUAAAAGUGUUCUUUACAGAUUCUCGCAUAUCAAGGUAGAGUUUGGCAGCGACUCAUUCAUUAUUUACCACUAAGACUGCACCACAUGCAUUGGUUAGACUUACUGUUAUCAGUAACGCUACACCAGGCAGGCUUUAAAGGAACCACUGUACUAAUUCACUAAGUAACAGGCUUUCAAGUCGAGUAUUUCAAGAAAGCAGUAGCAUAUACUGAUAAAUGGUGAUUUUUUGCCGUUUUGUGACAGAAGUCGUAUACUCUUUAAAUAAUGAUUUUUAUGGUCAUACCCAAAGCGAAGCUGUAGAUGUUUUGAUAUUGUAGGAAACCAGGUGAAGCAAUUGGACAAGUUCCUGCUCUUCAAAAUGACAACUUAAACAAUCAACAAGCAAAACAACACCAUGAAGAAGCAAACGGCUAUUUAACGCCCAUACACUAUAUUAUCAUCGUUCUUAUGUUCUAUAUGGGCGGACUGACAGUUUUAAUUAUCAAAUAUGUACAGAGCGAAAACGAAGAGGCAAGAUACGAACAAUACUACGUAGAAUACGUAAAGAGGUCCAAAUUCAAUCGCCCACAUUUAAUGAAACAAAUUCGCAGCCCCACCGAAGACCGACCAACCAACGUCGCAAUAUCAACCAGACUGACAGAAAACGCGUCAUUUUUUCAUCUUCCGAGUGACGACCGUGAAGAGGCAAUUCCGUUGAAUACAGAACGUCGCAACAGGGAAUCAUCGAUGAAAAAUGGCAGAUCUACUGUAUUUGUCCAUUCAGAUUUUUAUAAAUCCAACUGCAAAGCUGCGGCUGGAAACAAGGAUUUGAAAGAAUGUAGCUUAAGUCGAAAUUUGAAAAGUACAUGUAAAGUUAAUGCCAUAGACCUAACAGAACUCAGUACUGAUCAGUAUAAGCACUGCAACUGUCGGGAUUGCAUGCUUACUUGUGGAUCCAACGUUACAUCCUUUACAGUACCGGCGCCGCGACGUGAUGCUAAGCGUCCCGACAGUAUUCCCCUAAACACAAUCAAUCUGCCUGAUGGAAAUGGCGUGACAUCCGAAUAUCAGAAUUCGUGGGACGAUUACCAGUUCACCCCCGAAGCUGUCAAUGCGUUAGCUAAUGCAAAGACGUCGCACGUUUAAUGAUUGGACCAUAGUUAGAAUACUAAGGUUAGGUUUUAAAUGCAAUAUCCAUAAUUUUGUAUAUAUAUACAUGUUUAUCAGUAACUGCAAACAAUAUGUAACGGGAUUUCAUGUUUCGAAAGUGAACACUGAAAUUUUGUAAUUAUUUGACAUUGAUUUGUGUAUUUGCCAAUUUCGUUUCGAAAUCCAGUCUUGUCUUUAGCUUUAUAUAUAUUUACUAUACGUAUGCUCCAACAUAUUGUGCAAAUACAAAUCUACAUGUCUGUGUUCUGCGAUAACAAACCAACGAUAUCAGUAAAGAUAUCAGACAAUACAGUCGAUGAUUGGCUUGUAUACGUGUAUUGUUUCAAAAUGCAGCGGUAACUUGAUGCGCAAUCCGUACGUCAGUAUGUUCUGUGAACCAAACACAAAUCUAUUGACCAGCCGCGUUUGUUUUCCUGAAUUACCUGUUCAAAUAAAACCACGUGAUCUCCAC